This is a messenger RNA of Sardina pilchardus (European sardine), 2473 nucleotides long. It is a transcript of the gene dapk3, whose product is annotated as death-associated protein kinase 3. Gene Ontology annotation, molecular function: protein serine/threonine kinase activity; ATP binding. Gene Ontology annotation, cellular component: cytoplasm; nucleus. The record is from RefSeq and is a predicted model, not a curated record. The transcript is spliced from 9 exons. The coding region runs from base 146 to 1507 and encodes 453 amino acids. NCBI's taxonomy places the organism in Eukaryota, Metazoa, Chordata, Actinopteri, Clupeiformes, Clupeidae. Gene Ontology annotation, biological process: intracellular signal transduction; protein phosphorylation; positive regulation of apoptotic process.
UAUGAUGUCAUCACCACUAAGCCCUCCUCCUAAAUGUGCUGUAGGCUACUGCACCAGCAACCGGAAAAUAUUCCAAGACAGUAGACAGUAAUGCCAAGACGGUGAUCAAACAUAUUUGACUGAUUGUUAUCCCAGUCAGCAAACAAUGGCUGGAUUCAGACAGGAGGAUGUUGAAGUGUUCUAUGAUAUGGGAGAGGAGUUGGGAAGUGGCCAGUUUGCUAUUGUUCGCAAAUGCCGAGAGAAAAGCACCGGAGAGGAGUUUGCAGCCAAGUUCAUCAAAAAGCGGCGGCUCUCGUCCAGCCGUCGCGGUGUUAGCCGCGAGGAGAUCGAGCGUGAGGUGAACAUCCUGCGUGAGAUCCAGCACAGCAACAUCAUCACCCUCCAUGACAUCUUUGAGAACAAAACCGACGUGAUUCUCAUCCUGGAGCUGGUCUCUGGUGGGGAGCUCUUUGACUUCCUGGCGGAGAAAGAGUCUCUGACCGAGGAGGAGGCCACACAGUUCCUGAAGCAGAUCCUGGAUGGGGUGCACUAUCUGCACUCUAAACAGAUCGCCCACUUUGAUCUGAAGCCUGAAAACAUCAUGCUGUUGGACAAAAACGUCCCAAACCCUAGAAUCAAACUUAUUGAUUUUGGAAUUGCACAUCAAAUUAAAGCUGGAAAUGAGUUCAAGAAUAUCUUUGGAACGCCAGAAUUUGUUGCUCCAGAAAUAGUGAACUAUGAACCUCUGGGACUAGAGGCGGACAUGUGGAGUAUAGGUGUUAUCACUUAUAUAUUGCUUAGUGGGGCUUCUCCAUUUCUUGGUGAGACGAAGCAAGAAACACUAACCAACAUCUCUGCUGUGAAUUACGACUUUGAUGAGGAAUACUUCAGCAACACUAGUGAGCUUGCCAAGGACUUCAUUCGCCGGCUGCUUGUCAAGGAUCCCAAGAAGAGAAUGACAAUAGGUGACAGCCUUGAGCACCCUUGGAUCAAGGCCAUCAAGAGACGCAAUGUUCGACCGGAGGAAAGUGGUCGCAAGCCCGAGCGCCGCCGCUUAAAGACCACGCGUCUGAAGGAGUACACCAUCAAGUCGCACUCGAGCAUGCCGCCCAACAACACCUACGUGAACUUCGAGCGCUUCUCGCAGGUGCAGGAGGAGAUCGCGGCGGCCGAGGAGGGCCUGCGCGAGCUGGAGCGCAACCAGCGCUCGUGCCGCGAGGACGUGGCCGCGCUGCUGUCCAUCUACGAGGAGAAGGAGGGCUGGUACAAGGAGGAGAACCAGAGCAUCGCCGCCGACCUGGGCCACAUCCGGCAGGAGCUGCAGCGCACCCAGGCCCAGCGCCGGCAGAGCCAGGAGGAGGCCCGCGCCGCCAUGCUGUCCGCCAACGCGCUCAAGCGCAAGUUCGGACGCCUGGAGAACCGCUACGACGCGCUGGCCGAGCAGAUGGCGUCCGAGGUGCGCUGGGUGGAGGAGCUCGUACGCUCCAUCACCACCGACAAAAACAUCCAGGGAGUUGGCAUGGCCUGAGGUCGACCUGGACUUAUGGGGUGCCUAUUUUUUGUUGUUUUUGUUUGCUUUAAGUCCAUAAUGUUGCGUAUUUACCAUUCCUUUUCUUGGAAGCAUAUGGUAUGGUAGAUCUGUGGUGGGAUAUACACCAGAUGCUGUAAUGUAUCUUUGUCCAGCACUUCGUUCUGCAGUAGAAACAUCUCACCCAAACCAUGUCCUUGUAUAUGUUCCUGCAGCUCACAAUAUGAGAAAACAAGCAAUAUAAGGUGAAUGUUCAUUGAUUUGAAUCAAAGUUGAAGGUAUUUUUGUACUGGGUACAAAGGCCAGACUCUACAUUUCUACAUUUUCAUUGGCAAUUGCUUACGACUCGUCUAUCUGUGCAUUUAUGAGAUUGUCAAACUAGUUCAAUUCCUUAUAUAAGCGUUGCUCUUGAGCUUUGAGCUGUGACUUGGGGGGGUUGGUGGAGGGAGGGGGACAUGAGAGGCCACCCCACACACUGACUGCUAGUGUUGCACUGCGGUUAUAAAUUGAAACACCCCUUUGCCUUCCCACAAUCACGUCAUUCUCUCUAACACCAACUAAAGGGGAGAGAAAGGAGAAUGUGGCUGUUUCCUGCAGACGUUGCAGAACUGCUUAAUCUUACUACAUAUACCAAAAUGUCUGCAUGCUCUUAACUAAGCUAGCUGCUGGAUGAGUAUAUUAAGGUAUUGCCUUGUCUUUUAUACUGGCUGUCAAACACAUGAAACAUUCCAUUCAUUUCUUUACUUAUUUGCAGGACAUUCCAUAUGUAGGAUUGCACCUAUAUAAUGUACAUAUAGUAUCAUAUAUAAAUAUAUUUUUAAUGUAUCAUUUGCACUUAAAGUGUACUAUGGCAGUGUUACGUGUAUAACCUCCAGCUGCAUUAUUCUGUAUAAAUUAUGUUUUUUUGCUCAGUUCCCCAUUAAAUGUUCAGGAGGAAUGUUUGUUCUAAUAAACAAACAAACAAAC